CGGAGCAACAAGUCGCAACCGGUCCGUUUUAUUUCACGUUGCUUGAGCGCACCGUAGCUUUCACAGCUUGAAGCAUAAAGAAGCGAAUUGCUUUCGAUGUUUUGCUGUUUAUAUUCGAUAGUCACAUCUGAAUUCACUCAAGUGACCUUGAUGGAGACAUACAUCAGCCGUGUUUGUUAUGAAAUGACGGACUGGAUUUCUCUUUGAAGAUCAUUAUGACGGGGCUCAUCGAUCAGGGUGAUGACAUCUGCUUGGUGACCCCAAUAGAGCUGAUGGACCCUCAGAAAGAGGACGACCCCCAAUGCCCCACCCACUUCAGACAGAGUCUCAUGCUUCAUCUCAUUGACGAUUUGUCAUAUGAAGACGUUAAGAAAUGCUACAGGGGUUCAACGGUCAGUAAAUACAACUCACAGUAUCACAAACUCUUCUCGGCCGUUCCAAAGGAGGAGAUACUGAUGAAAGUGUAUUCUUGUGCUCUUCUACGGGACAUUUUGCUGCAAGGAAGACUUUACAUCUCUCGAAACUGGCUGUGUUUCUACGCCAACCUUUUCGGCAAAGACAUCAAGGUGGCGAUCCCGGUGGUCUCCGUGCGAUUGGUGAAAAAACACAAAACAGCCGGACUGGUCCCGAACGGACUCGCCAUCACGACCGACACCAGCCAGAAGUAUGUGUUUGUAUCUCUGCUGUCCCGGGACAGUGUGUAUGACGUGUUGAGAAGAAUCUGCACACACUUAGAGGUGAACGGAAAAAAGAGUUUAAGUCUGAAGGAGUUUCUGGAGGAACCGGGUUCUCUCUCUACAGAUGAGUUUCCAGUGGUCACAGAUUUCACGCCCAUAUUGAAAUGGCGGCGGAAACCAUCAACGCCCUCCGUAUCAUCACUGCCGGAUCUGUUGGGGAACUCCACGAGCAGUUUGAGCGCAGGAGACGCUCCGUACAUCGCAGAGACGCCGCUGGAGGAGAGAUGUUUGGAGGCGGAGGAGAUCCUGCUGACUGAACCGGUAGCAGAACUGGGUCACAUGGAGUAUCAUCUCCUGAAGUUCUUCAUACUGCUAAUUAUUUUGCUCAUCAUUUCAUCGUGUUAUCUGGCGUUUCGGGUGUGCAGUCUCGAACAACAACUGUCCUUCCUUAACGCACAGCCUGCGAUGUCUACAAGAGAGAGGUAACCCUGGUUUAAACCUGCCAACUCUGCAAACGUGAUUGCCAUCCAGGAGAGCCGCGUCUGCAGGUUAAAACCAGCUCAAUUACAGGCUCAGCGGUAGCGACGUAGUAUUUAGCUUCAACCAGCAGACGGCGCUUGUGAGCGGCUCUUCCUGCAAUGCUGGACACCUGGAAUACUGACGGUCAACAUAGAGAGAACAAUGAAGAUUCCCAACUUGAGGAAUGUUAGCCGUAGUCACCUGGCUUCACUGAACACAGCUGCGGCUAGGAUAUAUAUCCAGGAUACGGGAAAACAUCGGAAUGGAUUAUGGUUGCAACUGUUUCAUGUUACUUUCAGGAUUCUGAACAUUUGGAAAACCUCUCAAGAUGGCCGGAUACGCUUUAAAUUAGAUUUCUGUGUUUGUUGUUUUUGUGAAGAGCGAACAUUUAUCUUGAGCAACCCUGAAAUGUGGAAAUUUACCACUGCAAAAAAAAAAUUUUUCUCCUUUAUUUUUCUCGUUGUUUUUAGUAAAACACUUAAAACAAGAUAAAUAUACUUAAGAAGCUAAAUUGAGUUUUCUGGGAAUUACGUUUAUAUUCUAACCACACUGGAAUUUUGCAUUUUUAUUAUCGUUUUAAGAUUGUUUCAUUUGUUUUCUUAAAUAUAUUCUUAAUAUAAGAACAAACAAGGAAGAUAAUAAUAAAUUUAAACGUAGUUCAUGAUAUGUUCAAGUCAUAACAUCUUACAGAAUUUAGCUUUUCAAGUAAAUGUAUCUUAUUUUAAUGAUAAACGAGAUUUAUAUAUAUAUAUAUAUAUAUAUUUUAAUUUGAAUUGUUUUUGCAGUGUGUUACACUAGAGAAGUUCUUCGUUUAUAUACAUAAAUGUUUGUUUAUGUAAACUCAGUAGAGAAAUAAUGAGAAAGACAAGGAAUGUUAUGUUUACGGAUGUCCAAUAUGCAUUUCACGAUUAAUAUUAAGGUUAUAUUAAUAAUUCUACACAAUUAAACUCAACGGCGGUUUAUGAUUGGAAGAAGAGUGAAAUGUCAAAGUAAGGUGAGUGUUUUGGAGCGGGACGAAGAGUCGACCAUAGUUGUUAGGGUCACGAUGUGUUACGGUUUUGACGUACGAAUACCUGUCGCAUGACGUUAGUGCAAAAUGUUUGCUUGUAAUCGUACAAACUGUCUGUUUACUUUAUUCGUGACGAAUUAAAAUGCUUUGUAGGGGUUGUUAAGUACUUGAAAUAUUCGCUUGCAUGCAAAACAUGCCAGAAGAUGUUAGAAAUCGACAUGUAAUACUGUGAUCGAAUGGGUUUCCCUGUAAAUGAGAGAUAAAAUAUGUAGUUGUGAUAUUUUGUACAGUUUGAAUGUAAAGACGGUUGACGUGCCACGCUGUAGGAAAUUGAGAUGCUUUUGAACUUUGACACAGAUAGAAAGGUAAAACUAAUAAAUGCAUUUUUACAGA
This is a messenger RNA of Xyrauchen texanus (razorback sucker), 2598 nucleotides long. Its product is annotated as GRAM domain-containing protein 2A-like. The record is from RefSeq and is a predicted model, not a curated record. Gene Ontology annotation, molecular function: phosphatidylinositol-4,5-bisphosphate binding. NCBI's taxonomy places the organism in Eukaryota, Metazoa, Chordata, Actinopteri, Cypriniformes, Catostomidae. The coding region runs from base 216 to 1163 and encodes 315 amino acids. Gene Ontology annotation, biological process: regulation of store-operated calcium entry. The transcript has 12 exons. Gene Ontology annotation, cellular component: endoplasmic reticulum membrane; extrinsic component of cytoplasmic side of plasma membrane; organelle membrane contact site.